Canis lupus familiaris (dog) is the source of this 562-nucleotide messenger RNA. It is a transcript of the gene DBI, whose product is annotated as diazepam binding inhibitor, acyl-CoA binding protein. The record is from RefSeq and is marked validated. Gene Ontology annotation, cellular component: mitochondrion. NCBI's taxonomy places the organism in Eukaryota, Metazoa, Chordata, Mammalia, Carnivora, Canidae. Gene Ontology annotation, biological process: fatty acid metabolic process. The coding region runs from base 78 to 341 and encodes 87 amino acids. Gene Ontology annotation, molecular function: fatty-acyl-CoA binding. The transcript is spliced from 4 exons.
GCCAGCCGAGCGCUGCGCCGCCGCUUCCUGCUCUUCGCCGCCCCGCCCGCCGUCCCGAGGGCUCGCGACCCGCCAGCAUGUCUCAGGCUGAGUUUGACAAAGCUGCCGAGGAUGUUAAGCACCUCAAGACCAAGCCAGCAGAUGAUGAGAUGUUGUACAUCUACAGCCACUACAAACAAGCAACUGUAGGUGACAUAAACACAGAACGGCCUGGGCUGUUGGAUCUCAGAGGCAAGGCCAAGUGGGAUGCCUGGAAUCAGCUGAAAGGGACUUCCAAGGAAGAUGCCAUGAAAGCUUACGUCAACAAAGUAGAAGAUCUAAAGAAAAAAUACGGAAUAUAACAACUGGAUUUGGCUGCCAGCAGUGCAUUUUGUCUAAACUGAUCUAAUGCCUUGUUUUUCUAAUACUGUAGAUGACAUGAAAUCAUGCAAAUAGCCCGUUAACCUAGGUCCUGAAGACCAUGCAGGACAUGGCUCCAACAGAGUAGGGGCUGCCAUGGUUACUGACCUGCACUGAGUAGUUUUUAUCCAGAAAUCAAUUAAAGUUGCAUUUGUUACUUUAA